GAUUCCUUAAUAUUUUUCUCUGUUCCUAUAUUUAACAAUUCAUCGAAAAACAAUUACUUCAACAUAAGAAGCAAGACAAGAAUUAAUGUUCUUAUUGACACGCUAAUGUUUCUUUAAUCGGGGGAAAAAAUCAAAUCAUUAACACUAAAUGAUAGAAGGGUAUAAUGGUCAAUCACCGUUCCCGGCUCAAAUUUUACUAAAAACAGCCACUAGCCAGCCAGAUCCCAAAAAUUUCUCAUUGCUUCUCUCGUUCGUGUAUUUCUUUCAAAGCAAACAAAAAAAAUCUUGCUGCUAUCUUCUAUAAGUCCACUCCUCCUUCAAGCAAAGCACCUUCCCUCUUCUUCUUCUUCUUCUUCUUCUUCUUCUUCUUCUCACUCUGAGAUUGGUUUAAGAUUAAACCAGACCCAUCUAAGGGAUCUGGAACAAGCUUCGUAUCUGGUUCCACUCUGAUCAUCAGAGAAUUAAAAAUGGAGUCUUUCUUCUCCAGAUCCACCUCCAUCGUCUCCAAAUUGAGUUUCUGGGCCUUAUGGAUCGUGUUCUUGAUUUCUUCAUCUUCUUUUACUUCGACAGAAGCAUAUGAUGCGCUUGAUCCAGAAGGCAACAUUACAAUGAAAUGGGAUGUCAUGAGCUGGACUCCUGAUGGCUAUGUUGCCGUGGUUACGAUGUUCAACUUCCAGAAAUACAGACACAUUCAAUCUCCGGGAUGGACAUUAGGCUGGAAAUGGGCAAAGAAGGAAGUUAUUUGGAGUAUGGUUGGAGCACAAACAACUGAACAAGGUGAUUGUUCAAAGUACAAAGGAAACAUACCGCAUUGUUGUAAGAAAGAUCCAACAGUUGUAGACUUGCUUCCUGGGACUCCUUAUAACCAGCAGAUUGCCAAUUGCUGCAAAGGUGGUGUCAUGAACUCAUGGGUACAAGACCCUGCCACUGCGGCUAGCUCCUUCCAGAUCAGUGUUGGCGCUGCUGGAACCACAAACAAAACCGUUAGGGUGCCAAGAAACUUCACUCUCCUGGGACCUGGUCCAGGCUACACUUGUGGUCCAGCAAAGAUUGUCAGACCAACAAAAUUUGUCACGACCGACACACGGAGAACCACUCAAGCUAUGAUGACAUGGAACAUUACAUGCACAUACUCGCAGUUCCUUGCUCAAAGAACUCCAACUUGCUGCGUUUCUUUAUCUUCUUUCUACAAUGAAACUAUUGUCGGAUGUCCAACUUGUGCUUGCGGAUGCCAAAACAACAAAACAGAAUCCGGUGCCUGCCUCGACCCGGACACACCACACUUAGCCUCGGUUGUGUCACCGCCAACAAAGAAAGGCACGGUAUUACCGCCAUUAGUGCAAUGCACGAGACACAUGUGCCCGAUCAGAGUACAUUGGCACGUAAAGCAGAACUACAAAGAGUAUUGGCGAGUGAAGAUCACAAUCACAAACUUCAACUAUCGAUUGAACUAUACACAAUGGAACCUCGUUGCUCAACAUCCAAAUCUCGACAACAUCACUCAAAUCUUCAGCUUCAACUACAAAUCUCUCACUCCGUACGCUGGAUUAAAUGAUACGGCGAUGUUAUGGGGAGUGAAGUUCUACAACGAUUUCUUAUCAGAAGCAGGUCCUCUUGGGAAUGUUCAAUCAGAGAUUUUGUUCCGUAAAGAUCAAUCAACCUUCACAUUCGAGAAAGGUUGGGCUUUUCCUCGAAGGAUUUACUUUAAUGGAGACAACUGCGUCAUGCCUCCUCCUGACUCUUACCCUUUUCUUCCCAACGGUGGUUUCCGGCUACAAUUCUCAUUCUUCGCCGCCGUGCUCCUCCCUGUUCUGAUCUUUUUCUUCUUCUCUGCCUAAUCUCGGAUUUACGGUUUUGCCACUGGUAUGGUUAGGGUUCUACGGUUGAGUGGUAUAAACGUUAUUUAUGAUUCUUUCUGUGUCUCACAAAUUAUAUCUUUUGAUACCUUUUUUUCUUUUUUUAAUAUAUAUAGUUUUCAACUUCGUUGUUUUUAAAAGAAAUUUAUAUCCUUGUGUUCUGUUGGUCCGUCGUUGGGGAAUAUCGGAAACAAAAAAAAAAAGAUCAUAAUGUUAGAUAUUGUAAACUUUGUGUCCUACUGUUAUAUACUUUACUUUAUGUUACUGACA
Messenger RNA from Arabidopsis lyrata subsp. lyrata, 2126 nucleotides. Its product is annotated as protein COBRA. Gene Ontology annotation, cellular component: plasma membrane. NCBI's taxonomy places the organism in Eukaryota, Viridiplantae, Streptophyta, Magnoliopsida, Brassicales, Brassicaceae. The record is from RefSeq and is a predicted model, not a curated record. Bases 468 to 1838 code for a protein of 456 amino acids. The transcript has 7 exons. Gene Ontology annotation, biological process: plant-type cell wall cellulose biosynthetic process; cellulose microfibril organization.